Molecule: messenger RNA, 2964 nt
Organism: Vidua chalybeata
Lineage: Eukaryota; Metazoa; Chordata; Aves; Passeriformes; Viduidae
Gene: MCPH1
Product: microcephalin 1
Exons: 14
Coding region: 66-2432 (788 amino acids)
Biological process (GO): mitotic cell cycle
Source: RefSeq, a predicted model, not a curated record
CGGGCCAUGCGCGGAGGUGGGUUUGAACCGUGGCGGGCGCUGCGAGCUCCCGAGCUGUGUCGCCAAUGGAGCCCGCGCUGAAAGGUAUUUCUGCCUUUGUAGAAGUUUGGUCGUCUAACAGAACAGAAAAUUACUCAAAAACCUUUGAACAGCAGCUUCUUGAUAUGGGAGCAAAAGUUUCAAAAACUUUGAACAAGCACGUGACCCAUGUAGUCUUCAAAGACGGACGUUUGACUACAUGGAAGAAAGCACAGAAGAUGGGUGUAAAAAUAGUUUCUGUACUCUGGGUGGAAAAGUGUCAAGAAACUGGAGUCCAUGUUGAUGAAUCCCUGUUUCCUGCAGUAGACACUAAUGAAGGAUUUCUACUACCAAUCAAAAAACACAAAUGUAUGCAGCCAAAAGACUAUGUAGAAAAAACUCCAAAAAAUAACAGAAAGCUUCAGAGAAGACUGAACCAAAUGGCUAAAGAGUUAGCUCUACAAAAGACAGCAGUUAAUGCUGAUACAGAUGUACCAGUUUUAUUAUUUGAAGACAAUGGUUCACUUAUAUACAGCCCUGUUAUUAAGACAAAAGAUCAAUGCAAUGAAAUGGAAAGAAGAAUAAAGGAUAUGAAGGAAAAAAGAGAGAAUCUUUCUCCUACUGGUUCACAAAUUACUCAAGCACUUCCAAGUAACUCAUCAGGAGACUGCCCACUUUCUACUUGUAUCUUAACUAAUUCAGAAGAUGAGCUGCUACCUGAAGAACAAAUGGAAGACUGCUUGAACUCAAGUUGUGAUUAUCUUUGGAGAACUGAGACAUUAAAGGGACAGAGAACAGCGGUAGCAGAACAUGCCUGUGAUGGUUGGACUGAUAUUCAUGUGUCCAUGAGCGCAUCAGUGAAUUCUCCAUCACAUGGUAAUGAGGAGAAGACAUUAACACCAAAACGACAUACCAGAAGUUUAACAAAGAAACAGAUUAUACAGCCUAUUUUGGAUGACAGAUUGUCUUUAGGAAAGAAACAUUUAAAGUUUUCAAAGAAAAAUCAGAAGAACAAGAAGAGCAAGACUACUUCAAUUGCAAAUGAAAGUUCUCUUCUUGAGAGCUUUGAUCAUAUUACUCCUUCCAAAAAAAUAGUCCAGUUAAAUACUGUUCCUGCUUUGACUGAUAGUCUCUCUAAUUCUCUCACUAUGAAUAGUGAAUACUUAAAUGCAUAUUCACUGGAUAAAAGCUUCCCUGUCGACAGAAAUGACUGUGUUCUUGAAGACAAGAAGAGGAAAAAACGACAAACAUUACCAAGUUUGAAGCUGGCUACCUCAGAACUGGGUGCAUCAGGCUCUAAGGGGUUCUUGCAAGCAGUUACUACACAUAGCAAGUCUUACUGCACUGAAGAGGCUUCUUAUGAAGACUUCUUUUCAUCAUGUAAUUCAAAUGAAAAUGAAGUACAGAUACAAGUUCCAAAGGAAUCACAGAAUCCUCCUGAAAUUUGUUGCAAAGACUCUUUUACAAGCAUGGACCUACAUGAUGUGAGUUUCUGUGAGCCAUGUAACACUACUAAGAUAAGUAGGAGGACGUCUAUUUCAGUAAAUGAUUUUCCAGUAAAGCAAAAAAUCAAACCAGCUAAACAUCCAGGAAGCAUACCAUUAAAUAUAUCAGGUGGUGAAAAAGAUGACACUGGAGAAGCUCUAGAUGCUGAUGAUGUGAACAGGCUGCCACAGCAUGCUCAUGAAAAAUCCUACAACAGUGUAAAUGUCUGUGCUCAUACUUCUGGUGGUGAAGAUGAAGUUUCAGAGUGUCACAUUACUGAUGGCUCUUGUAAAAUUUUUAAUGAACAAAAGAAUAACCACACUGGGGGCUUAAGAAAAGCUGGAAGACUCCAAAAGCCAACAAGGACGCUAGUUAUGACAAGUAUGUCUUCUGAGAAGCAAAAUACAGUAAUUCAUGUCGUGAAGAAACUUGGAGACUUUUUGUUCUCAAAUGAAGUGUGUGAAACAACAAGUCAUGUAGUUACUGGGAGUCCUCGUCGUACCUUGAAUGUUAUGCUGGGAAUUGCUCGUGGGUGUUGGAUUGUUUCUUAUGAAUGGGUUCUGUGGUCUUUGGAAUUAGGCCAUUGGAUUUCAGAGGAACCAUUUGAGCUUUCAUCCAGCUUCCCUGCAGCUCCUAUCUGCAGGCUUCAGCGUCAUCUAUCAACAGGAAAAUACCAGCAGAAUCUCUUUUCAAACCAGCCUGUCAUGUUUGUAUCUCCGACCAGUCAGCCCCCCUGCAAACAGCUAACUGAACUUAUACAGCUGGCAGGAGGGAAAAUAUGUAAAGCCUUACGUCAGGCAAAAAUCUGUAUAGGAAAAAAACCAGGAAAGAAGUACCAGGAAAUAAUAUCUUUAUCAGAAAAAUGGGUAUUAGAUUCAAUCACUCAGCAUACAAUAUGUCCUAUGGAAAACUACAUUUUUCAGAUGUGAGCUAACUCAAGAAUUUCCAUAUGGUUGUGAGGAAACACGCCUAACUUGGAUUCAACAAAAAAAUAAGCUGUGAAGAAAAUUUUGGAGAAAAUGCAAGUUACAGACUUAUAAGUACAGAGGAAGAAUUCCUAUAUUUUUAAUAUUUGUGCAAGUGUUCAUCUUGUGAAAUUUUUAGAUUUUGAAAUAAAAUAUUUCCCUAGUAAAAGUCAUCUUCCUUUUAUUUAUUUGUUGAAGACCUUUGGAACUAAAAGCUGAAGGAAUCACUAUUCACUGGGAGGGAGUGGAACUUUCCAGUCUUCAGGCAAGGUUGGUCAUGUUGCAGUGCAGUAAAAGAUGUGCACUCAGCGUGGGUGAGUGUGCCUGAGCUGGGUCUGGUGCAGUCAGCAGGAGCUGUGAUCCCAGGGCAGAUGCAGGAAUCCUGUUGGCUCUUCUAGUCCAAGUGCCUCUGCACACACCUGUAGGGCCAUGUUGCCACAUCUUCACCACCACUGCUAAAUACAUUUCUUUGGCAAAAGAAUAAGGCUGCCCAUGG